AUGCCCCCUUAUGGAACCACCUAUCAUGGACUGGUGCUACUCCUCUUCGUCUCGCUGAUGAUCAUCUCCACUCGCCAGUCAAUCAACACUGUUGGCUCUUCACUUGGCGACUUUGACAUUUCCGACUUUGGAGGCGACAUUUCUGAAUGGGUCAAUGAAGCUGGCGACGAAGGUGGCGGCGAUGAAGGGGCCGUAGAAAUUCCCAGCCACAGAUCCAUUGGAUCUAUUGGCAUGACUGCAAGUACUAUUCAAGCAGUGGCCCUACUGCGCGGUCUUAAAACAUUUGGCGUCGUUCGACUGACUCAAAUAGGAUCUGGCCCGACGCAAAUAUCUGGUUUUGUGAAAGGCCUGUUUCCCUUUGGCAAACAUGGCUUCCAUGUCCAUCAACACCGAGUGGUCGGCUACAACUGUGAAUCCGCGGGGGAGCACUACAAUCCAACUCGCCAAAACCACGGCCCUAAAGACUCUCCCAGUUCGCACAUCGGGGACUUGGGAAAUCUCCAUGCUGAUGCCAAGGGAGCUGCAAAAUUCGAUGUGAGCAGUACCAGGAUUUCACUCCGCGGUAAGUUCAGCGUACUGGAGCGUUCACUGGUGGUGCACCUGCAAACCGAUGACCUGGGAGCUGGCUAUAACCGCGAGAGUCUUCAAAGCGGAAACUCUGGUGCUCGUAUUGCUUGCGGUACGAUUAAAUUCAUUGCCAUUAAGAAGGCUUAA
Molecule: messenger RNA, 714 nt
Organism: Rhagoletis zephyria (snowberry fruit fly)
Lineage: Eukaryota; Metazoa; Arthropoda; Insecta; Diptera; Tephritidae
Source: RefSeq, a predicted model, not a curated record